CUACCUGACAAGAAAAAGAAGCUUUUCCAGAUAGGAAGAAAAAAGAGAGAGAGACGCACUGAAAUAUUUGAAGCAGAUCAGAGCCCACUUUCAUUCAUUCAUUGCUGCUAUCUAUUCAUGUUUCCAUUUCUUCUUCUUCCCCUCACCUCACUUUACUUCACCAUUGCCAUCUCUCUGUGUGUGAUUUGAAGCAAGAAGGAGGAGAAGAAGAAGAUGGAUCCAUGCCCAUUUGUACGUUUAAUCAUCGAGUCAAUGGCGGUUAAGCUCCCCUCCGCCACUAAACCGGCCGGUCCAGGAGUUCACCCCUCCACCACUCCCUGCUACGCCAAGCUGAAGCUCAAGAAUUUCCCUUCCCAGAUCGCCAUUCUCCCGCUCUGCCCCGCAGCCGCGAAGGACUCGUCUCCGCCGGACUCCUGCGCCUCCGCCGCCGCGUUCCACCUCGACCCGCCCACCCUCAAGCGCCUCUCCGGCAAGCCGGUGGCCUUAAAAGUGUCCGUUUUCACGGGGCGGAUGGGGCGGAGCUGUGGGGUCACGUGCGGGAAGCUGCUCGGGGAAGUGCACGUGAGCGUUGAUCUGACUGGGGCGGAGUCGAGGCCCGUGGUGUUCCAGAACGGGUGGACCAAGCUCGGCGGCGAACCGGUGCUGCAUUUGGUCGUCCGGUCCGAACCGGACCCCCGGUUCGUUUUUCAGUUCGAGGGUGAGCCGGAGUGCAGCCCCGUGGUUUUCCAGAUCCAGGGGAAUAUCCGGCAGCCGGUUUUUAGCUGCAAAUUCAGCGCCGAGAGAAACAACCGUACACGAUCUCUGCCGUCGGAUUUUACCUUAAAGAACAGAGGGUGGAUGAGGACAUUUUCCGGCGAAACCUGCAGGGAAAAACCUGGGAGGGAUCGAAAGGGGUGGAUGAUAAUAAUCUACGAUCUCUCAGGCUCAUCUGUCGCCGCCGCUUCAAUGAUAACUCCGUUCGUUCCAUCCCCGGGAUCCGACCGCGUUUCCCGAUCCAACCCCGGCGCGUGGCUGAUCCUCCGGCCCAACGGCAGCUCCGUGAGCAGCUGGAAGCCGUGGGGGCGGCUUGAAGCGUGGCGCGAGCGAGGGCCCGUGGACGGGCUCGGCUACAAAUUCGAGCUGGUUUCGGACACGGGCUUGAACAACGGGGCGCCCAUUGCAGAGGGCACCAUGAAUGUGAAGAAAGGCGGGAUUUUCUGCAUAGACAAUGCUCAGAGGAAACAGUCGGCGAUUAGGGGAUUUGUGAUGAGUUCGAGCGUUGAAGGUGAAGGGAAAAAUGGGUGCCCGUGGGUUCAGGUUGGGGUGAAACACGUGACGUGCAUGCCCGACGCGGCUCUGUUUGUUGCGGUUUCGGCCGCCAUUGAUCUUAGCAUGGAUGCUUGCAAGCUUUUCUCCCAGAAACUCAGGAAGGAGCUUUGCCAUGACUACUCUUUCUCUUAAUUAAAUUAAACCACCUUUUCAUCAUCAUCUUCGAUCUGCAACAAAUCUUUUUGGCCAUUGGUCUGAGCAUGAAUUGAAGAUCAGAUGUGCAUAGUACAAUUAACUCUUUUUCUCAGUUCUUCAAGGAAUUCGAUGCAACCCAAACCCUGCACUAAGGAGAGAACUGAUUCUUGACAUUAUAUUACUCCGUAUUCUCUAGGUAGCUUAUACUAUACAUUCUCAAUUUUUUCAAUGUAUGAGUGUGACCUGGAUUGAUCUGAUCUGAUCUGAUGAGUGGAUAGAUAGGCAAGUUAUUCGGGGAUUUUUUUUUAUUUUUUUAUUUUUUCUUUUUUGGCUUCAGUGUACCAUAAAUAUGAAGUUUGUAACAGUUUGUGUAUUACAGAUUGAUGACAUUGUACAGACAAACACUGAGCAUUUUGUUUGUCAAAAUUUAUUAAUUUAUCAUAUUCUAUAUUUGAUCCAA
This is a messenger RNA of Ipomoea triloba (trilobed morning glory), 1903 nucleotides long. RefSeq lists its product as uncharacterized. Bases 214 to 1440 code for a protein of 408 amino acids. The record is from RefSeq and is a predicted model, not a curated record. The transcript is spliced from 2 exons. Lineage: Eukaryota; Viridiplantae; Streptophyta; Magnoliopsida; Solanales; Convolvulaceae.